Molecule: messenger RNA, 444 nt
Organism: Dictyostelium purpureum
Lineage: Eukaryota; Evosea; Eumycetozoa; Dictyosteliales; Dictyosteliaceae
Exons: 3
Coding region: 1-444 (147 amino acids)
Biological process (GO): regulation of DNA-templated transcription
Molecular function (GO): sequence-specific DNA binding; zinc ion binding
Source: RefSeq, a predicted model, not a curated record
AUGGAGUAUAAAAAAAAUAUUGUAUAUAAAAUUGUAGAAGAAAAUGAUUGGAAUAAUUUUAAAGUUAGAAAGUCAGGUAAACCAGGUAGACCAAAAAUACAUAUAAAUAAAAUUUGUUUGAGAUGUAAAGUUGCCUCAAAUAGUGGAUGGAGAAAGGGCCCCGAAGACUGUUGUUUGUGUAAUAAAUGCGGGAAACAAUACGAAAAUUUAGAGAAUCUUUUGCAUGAAUACAGCAAAGAUUUUAGAUACAUUACAAAUAUAAACCCAUUUCAAUUGGUAAUAUCGGUUUUCAUGGAGGGUGGGAAUCUUUCAAUACACGAAUAUAGAUUUUUUAUAAACUCUUUUUCCAGUAUUAACAAAGAUCAAGAAAACAUAUUAUAUUUUAAACGUACAGGGUUAAUUUUAAAACCCGGUGGAAAUAAUUUUUCAUUAUUCCAAAGAUAA